Messenger RNA from Haliotis rufescens (red abalone), 2898 nucleotides. Its product is annotated as serine/threonine-protein kinase STK11-like. The transcript is spliced from 9 exons. Lineage: Eukaryota; Metazoa; Mollusca; Gastropoda; Lepetellida; Haliotidae. Gene Ontology annotation, molecular function: protein serine/threonine kinase activity; ATP binding; protein kinase activator activity. The record is from RefSeq and is a predicted model, not a curated record. The coding region runs from base 118 to 1401 and encodes 427 amino acids. Gene Ontology annotation, biological process: protein phosphorylation; establishment of cell polarity; glucose homeostasis. Gene Ontology annotation, cellular component: cytoplasm.
AAGGAACCUCGAUAUCAUUAGAGUCAAUAUGGCCGCAUUUCCUUUUCAGAUCAUAGGAUUGUUACUCCCAAACAUGUAAUGAGAAUAACAACAAGUGCAAGCACAUUUCAUUGAACGAUGGCUCACCAUGAACUUGUCGACACUAUUCCUGCGUUCGAAGAGGAUUAUCGACAUAGUGCACUGCACAAUAUGGAUCCUAUUGACUUUAUCAAUGACGAUGAACCACUGGAUGUAUUUUUUCACCGGGUGGAUUCAGACCAGAUUAUAUAUGAACCUCGACGCAGACGAGCCAAAUUGAUAGACAAAUACCUCAUGGGAGACAUGCUGGGAGAAGGGUCGUACGGAAAAGUAAAAGAAGUGCUAGAUACACACACACUAUGUAGGAGGGCUGUGAAAAUCUUUAAGAAGAAGAAAUUAAGGAAAAUCCCAAACGGGGAGCAGAAUGUCCAGAGAGAAAUCAUGCUUUUACGACGACUUCAUCACAAAAACAUCAUUGGCCUGGUGGAUGUUUUACAGAAUGAAGAAAAACAGAAAUUGUACCUAGUAAUGGAAUACUGUGUUGGGGAGCUGCAGGAAAUGCUGGAGAAAGCCCCGAAGAAGAAGCUCCCACUCUGGCAAGCACAUAGGUACUUCUGUCAGCUGAUGGAGGGUCUGGAGUACCUGCACAGUCAGGGCAUCAUACACAAGGACAUCAAACCAGGAAACCUGCUGCUCACCACUGAUGAAACUCUGAAGAUCACAGACCUGGGCGUGGCAGAGAAAUUAGAUGUAUUUUCCCAAGAUGAUACUUGCAAGACAAGUCAAGGUUCGCCAGCAUUCCAACCCCCAGAGAUAGCUAAUGGUGAUGAUUCCUUUGCUGGCUUCAAGGUGGAUGUGUGGUCCUCAGGGGUAACAUUGUACAACAUAACAACAGGAUUAUAUCCAUUUGAAGGUGACAAUAUCUAUAAACUGUUCGAGAAUAUUGGUAAAGGCCAGUUCACAGUUCCUGACACCGUAGACGAGAGUUUAAAGGAACUCCUCAAUGGAAUGUUGGCGUACAAAGCGAGUGAUCGCUUCAGUAUAGCACAGAUCAGGCAACACCAGUGGUUCAAGCGGAAACACGCCAAGGUGGAGGAUCGCGUGUUUUUAUCUGCGUCUUCGGAUGGCGACUUAAUGAGGAGUAUGACUGUGGUGCCAUAUUUAGAGGAUCUCCACUUCGGUACACCAAGUGAGGAAGAAGAGGAGGAAGAACUGGAGAGCGCUGUCACUGUGGCAGGCAAUCAUCAAGGUCAAGGGGCACUGAAUGACAAGCAGGAUAUGGCAACAAGACAGACAGAGAACUCCAAGUCCAACUCUAAGCCAAAGAAAAGAAAAGGGAAGAGCUCUAGUAAAUUUGCAUUCGGAUCCUGCAAGCAGUCGUGACAUCAGCUGUCUUUCUGGGCUGCUUCUGUUAACUGCUUCUGUGACUUUGUGUAGCAUUGCUCAGCUCCAACUGCUGAUCAGUGCAUCAAUGCUAGCAGUGUAGACUGAGUCAAUGUUCAGUCCUAACAUCUGCCUUUACAUCAAUGCUAGCAGGAUAGAUCGAGCACAGUUCCAAAUUCUCCCUUAAACAUCAGUGCUAGCAGGACAGACUGAAUCCGUGUUCAGUCCCAGAAUGUAGCACUGUAGACUGAACUGGAAUAGGUCCCAAGACCUAGCUUUGACACCCAUGCCAGCAGAAUAGACUGAACACAGUCCUAACAUUUCCUUGUCAGUACAAGAAGGAUCAACAGAAUGAUUGUCUGACUUCUGCAUCAAUGUCAGGAUGAUAACUGAGACGAUGACGCCAGCAGGAUAGACUAAAUUUGGUGUAAAUCAGGAGGGCUGAACAUUGUCAUUGCUAGCAUUAUUGUAGGAAGAAAAUACUUAGGGCAAUGUGAAUUAAAAUCUUAAAUAUAUACUUAUAUCAAAUCAAAAGAUUUGACCACUAGUACAUUUUAGUCUGCAUAUGUCAAAGUUGACAUUCAUGUAAUGUUGCCCCGUGGACCCAGUACGUGUGUGUGUGAGCGAGAGAGAAAGAGAGACAGAUGGAGAAAUAGAUGGAGAGAAAGAGAGUGAACAUAUCAGGAUGAUUAUAUGGUAUGUGAUAGACAGGACUGAGGCUGAAUCUGUCUCUGGACCCACCAUGUUAUUGUGGAGAGGACUUUUGUGAUGAUCAAUGCUUGUAAGUCAAUAAGUGACUGGACUGAAUGUGAUAAGAUACCUCCAAGAAUACAGGAGGAUGUUGAGGGUAAUGUUGGCAAGAACCUCCUCAUGGUAAUGUCACCAAUUUAGGACUACUUGAUGACACCCUGGGCUGAAUGUGGACUGACCUCUUCCAAGGUCAGGUCGGCAAUGUCCCUCAUGGUAGAGUUCUGCUGAGCUCACCAAAUGCUUCUGUGAUGGCAUUCUGAGUAUUCUGAAAGUUAUUCAACCAGACCAGACCAAAAAUUCUUGGUAAUGUAGCACUUAUGUGCAGAGCAUCUCUGAUAGGUCUUUUAGAUCGUCAGAGGCAGUCAGCUGGACUUUGCAGAAUUUUUCUUCUCUGAUUGAAGAGCCAUUAGAGCAGCAUGUUCAGGUCACUGAGGCAUCAGAGAGACUGAGAAGAUUAGGGUGCCAUCAGGGCAAUAUGACAGGGGACAUGUUCAGGUCAGGGACAUGAUCAGGUCAGGGCCAUCGUUGGGGGGACAGCCACAGGACCUGUGAUGAAGAGAUAAUGGCAUACCUGACUGAAGCUCAGAAUCAGAAGCAACAAGCUGGAAUAAUUUGAUGAAGGGAACACAGAAGUUUGUUGUCAUUAUGUUCUCCUAUGUUAACGUUAAGGACAAAAGACUGGGAAAUUUUAUUUAUGGACCAGUCUGUUUUAUGAAUGAAAUUAUAUCAUAAAUAUAUUUAAAACAA